Chelonoidis abingdonii (Abingdon island giant tortoise) is the source of this 1502-nucleotide messenger RNA. The record is from RefSeq and is a predicted model, not a curated record. NCBI's taxonomy places the organism in Eukaryota, Metazoa, Chordata, Testudines, Testudinidae.
AUGAGCGAGCUCAAGGAUUCGCUGCAGUUCCACGACUUCAAGUCGGUGGAUCACCGAAAUUGCCCGCGCUACACCGCCGUGCUGGCCCGCUCCGAGGAUGAAUGGCAUUGCAUUGAGGAGCUCCGACAUUCGCAGCUGCAGCUGGAGCUGGAGCCUGCUGUCCUCGGCCAGCGCAGGCUGCGGGUGCUGGAGGCCAUUCUCUUUCAGAUUUUGACAGACUGGCAGGACAAGAAGGGGAACAGGCAACAAGAAUAUGAGUUUCAGACGACCCAGUUACAGGCCUCGGAUCCCAAAAACGAUGCCCUAACAGUCUGGGCCCAGUGGAGCCCUACUGUGGCUGACCUCACUAGUGAGAGGUGCGAACCCUGGAGAGCUGCUCAAACCCCGGAGGAUGAGGCUGAGCACUACAAGAUCCCACCUCUGGGGAAGCAUUACUCUCAGCGCUGGGCCCAGGAGGAUCUGCUGGAGGAGCAGAAAGAUGGUGCCCGGGCAGCAGCUGCUGCUGACAAGAAGAAAGGCAUCCUGGGACCGUUAACAGAGCUGGACACAAAAGAUGUGGACGCCCUGCUGAAGAAGUCAGAGUCCCAGCAGGAGCAGCCUGAGGAUGGCUGCCCAUUUGGGCCCUUGACGCAGCGCCUCCUGCAGGCACUGGUCGAGGAGAACAUCAUCUCGCCCAUCGAGGACUCCUCGAUCCCAGAGCUGGUGGGCAAAGACUCGGGAGCUGACGGUGCUGGUACUUCGCCCCGCAGCCAGAACAAACCCUUCAGCGUCCCCCACACCAAGUCCCUGGAGGGACGGCUCAAAGAGGAGCUGAUUGCCCAAGGCUUGCUGGAGUCAGAGGACCGCCCCCCUGAGGACUCAGAGGAUGAGGUCCUGGCGGAGCUACGCAAAAGGCAGGCCGAGCUCAAGGCGCUCAGCGCUCACAACCGGACCAAGAAGCAGGAGCUGCUCAGGCUGGCCAAGGACGAGCUGCACAGGCAGGUUCUGCGGCAGCGGGUGCGCAUGGCUGACAAUGAGGUCAUGGAUGCCUUCCGCAAGAUCAUGGCGGCACGCCAGAAGAAACGCACGCCCACCAAGAAGGAGAAGGACCAGGCCUGGAAGACCCUGAAGGAGCGUGAGAGUAUCCUCAAGCUCCUGGAUGGCUAAUGGGGAAGUGCCACACCCUGCCCUGUCUCUCCAGACUGGCUGCCCAGCUGGGCUCCCGCUUCCUGCACUGAGAGCUCCUUGCUGGGGACAGGGAGGCCCCAACUCUGGGCCUUAGCAGUGACUUCCUCAUCCCUGUCUCAGUGGGGCUGGGCAUGGGCUCAGCUCUGCCUGGGGCCAGGCUGGAGGGGUUUGCCAGGCCCUGGGAGGCAGAGCCCACAUGCGUGUCUCCGCCUGUGGCCCUGCACCUGGUAGCACCUCCCUGAGCAGCUCUCCGUACUCCCCCUUCUCCCUGGGGUGCUCAGCUUCUCUGCAUCUCCCUUCCCUACUAUGCUGUGCAAGGGGCGCUCUCCCUUUCC